UUAACUGUUUCAUUGUGGGAGAGUGAAAAGAGAAGAGAAAGGAAACCUAGCGGGGAAGAGAGGGAUGGAGGAAGGAGAAGAUGGAAGCGAGAAGCAGAAGCAGAACGCAAGCGCCACUCGACUAUCUCUGAAAUCAGAUUCUCCGUUCAACAAUUAUCAUUUAUGGAAACAAAAGUUCAGAGAGAAUUGCUACAAACGGGUGCGAGAGAACCGAACACGCUUACUCUGGAAAUUCAGAUGCAAUGAACAGCAACAGGAUGACACUCUGAAGUGUGCAUUGGAGGAUAUUGUAUCCGAUGAAUUCCACAAAAUGAAACGCAGGGAUGAGGUGUUAUGGGAGUAUGAAGGUCCUCCUCUCACCACUUGCCCGGAUCAAUACGAAGAAAUACUCUUAGAAAUGCAAAGGAUCUUUUAUGAAGACCUCAAAUCCCAACCACAAGAAUUAGAAAGCGAUGUUGAAAUUUGGGAACACGAAGUGGAUGAGUACCUAUCUCGUGCGGUUUAUGAGCAUAUGCAGCUUAAUGAAGACGAGGCAUAUGGGAAAGAGAUUUGGUGUCCCAUUUGUAAGGAAGGAGAGCUUAAAGAUAGUUACAAUCUUAUAUAUUGUACUCGUUGUGAACUUCAACUAAACAAAGCCAGUGAGAGGAGAAUCGUUUGUUUACUGUGAGAGUUGAGUCUAUUCAGCCGUGAUAAAAUAUUGAGAUAUUUGAGGAUACUUGGUCGUUGGGAUUUUGGAAGAAGUAUAAAUUUUGUAAUCGUCUCAGUUUUUCUUUAUUGAAUAUAUGAAUGAUAGUCGUAUCUGCAUGAUAAUAUAGGUUAUAAGCCAAACUACAGCUGCUCUUUAUUCAGACACUUAACAUUAACCUUUUUCUUUUGAG
Molecule: messenger RNA, 878 nt
Organism: Vigna radiata var. radiata (mung bean)
Lineage: Eukaryota; Viridiplantae; Streptophyta; Magnoliopsida; Fabales; Fabaceae
Product: RPA-interacting protein A
Exons: 5
Coding region: 65-667 (200 amino acids)
Biological process (GO): protein import into nucleus
Cellular component (GO): nucleus
Source: RefSeq, a predicted model, not a curated record